This is a messenger RNA of Penicillium alfredii, 1215 nucleotides long. RefSeq lists its product as uncharacterized. The transcript has 3 exons. Gene Ontology annotation, molecular function: oxidoreductase activity. The record is from RefSeq and is a predicted model, not a curated record. The coding region runs from base 1 to 1215 and encodes 404 amino acids. NCBI's taxonomy places the organism in Eukaryota, Fungi, Ascomycota, Eurotiomycetes, Eurotiales, Aspergillaceae.
AUGGAUUCUCUGCUCCCCUACGCCCUGGGGCUACUGUUCGUGUAUCCGGUGGUGACCACCUCCCUGCGCUUUCGGCGCCGCCACCAACUCCACCAGCAAUACCCAUACCCCACACGAGAGUCCCUGGCGCGAAUGACCGAUGAAGAUGCCUUUGAAAUCCAGAAAACCGUCGCCCAGCUCGAGUUCCCCUUUAUGUUCAUCAAAUCUUUGCAAUUUGCGCUGUUUAGGACUUAUGGCAUUCCUACUAUUUCGCACCUCCUCACCAGAACCAGCCAGCUCUCCAACCCAGAUACUUCGCUGAAACGCUACACCGAUACCAGCGCCCUCGUGCAGGAGAUGGUGGGAAACAGCCCAACCUCACCCCGGGCGUAUCUCUCGCUUGCCCGUACGCGGUUCCUGCACAGUGGCUACCGUGCCUCAGGCAAAAUUCUCGAAGCGGACAUGUUAUACACGCUGGCGCUGUUCGCGCUGCAGCCCGUCCGCUUCAUCGAUCGGUUCGAGUGGCGCCGCCUGAGUGAUCUCGAGCGCUGUGCGAUCGGGACCUUUUGGAAAAGCAUCGGCGACGCACUGGAGAUCCAGUAUGACGAGCUGCCGUCCGGUCCAACGGGGUUCCGCGAUGGUCUCCAGUGGCUCGAGGAGAUGGAUGCGUGGAGUAUGGCCUACGAGGAGAGAUAUAUGGUCCCAGACGCAAAGAAUCGGGAGACGGCAGACCAGACGACUGCUAUACUCUUAUAUCUGCUGCCUCAAGGGCUGCAUCCGAUCGGACUGCAGUUUGUAUCGUUUAUGAUGGAUGACCGGUUACGGAGGGCGAUGCUAUAUGAUCCGCCGACCUGGUUCUUUGCAUCUCUUUUCUCUGCCCUGCUGAACACCCGCAAACUCUUCUUACGCUACCUGGCACCACCCAGACCAUACUUUCUGCGCUACGCUUCCUUCACCGAGCAGCCAGAUGACCAUCAACGCUUCUUUCUCACGAAAUGGGAGGCGGCACCAUAUUAUGUCAAGCCCACGGUCUGGAACCGCUGGGGCCCCAUGGCGUGGUUGACUUGGUUCCUCGGAAAGCCAGUACCUGGAGAUGAGGGGAACAAGUACUAUCCUGGAGGAUACAUCAUUCCGGACAUCGGUCCCAGCUACUUCGAAGGAAAAGGGCGAAAGCAGUUGGAGGAGGCAAUGCAUGAGCUAAAGGGAUAUCGGACGGGGAAGUGUCCAUUUCACUAA